AAUUUAUAUGCGGUACUAGAGGAAUACGAGAAGCUUCAUGAGGAAGGAGACACUACAGCCCUCGUGAAGACAUACUAUUUAAGAAUACGUGAGCUAUUUAGAAAAGCAGAAAAUGUGCGUGAAUUUUUAAUGAGGUUUCCAAAAUGUAAAACGGACUUUCACCGCGUUUCUUUCCUCCUGGAGAUAUGUGCAAAAGAGAAAUUGGUUAAGAAUGGGGCCAUUUCUGGUUUGCCCUCGAAAUUGAAGGAAAUCAAGGUUGGAAUGGGGAAAGAUGAUGCCCUCUCUGAAGCGUUUCAGCAAAAAAGCAAGCAUUUCUGGGAGAUGAGAGAUGGACGAAACGCUCUAAAAUACUUAACUUAUUCCGUAUUUUAUGCCAAAUCAAAUGAACAGAAAUUCAGUUCCAUCGUCUCAAGGUUCUUUCUGUUAUAUAACAUGGAGAACUACGAGGACGCCCUAGAAGAUUCCAGAAAUGCCCUUGAAAUUCAACCAAAGAUGCUCUUUUUACUAUAUUUCUAUACCGCCCAAUGUCAUAUGAAGUUGAACAACUUUACACAGGCUUUGGUGUACUUUAGAAAAGCCAAGGAAAUUGAACCCGAUCAGGAAAUCGAUCGAGAAAAAUAUCAAGAGCAUUUGGAUUAUGGAAUAGAAGAAUGCGAUAAUAGACAACGCGUACGCAAAGCGGAAUCGAAAUGGUUUAGUUAUCAUCCACAACCUCCAGAUCACCUGGCUCCUCUAAGUCAGGGUAAAAGCUGCCCUAAGUCUCCAAAAGGCGGAACUUGGCAAUUUAAAAACACAAACGAACGUGGAUGGACUUUGAAGGCAACUAGGAACAUUUCUAUCGGUGAAGUUUUAUUGGCAGAAAGACCCUAUGUGUCGAUUCUUAAUUACCCUCGAACUGAAAAUUGUUAUCACUGCUAUAAGCGGUGUUAUAGCCUAUUGCCGUGCAGCGGUUGCCCUUAUGUUGGAUUUUGCAGUGAAAAAUGCGCUAAUGGAGCAAUGUCGGUGGAUAGUUCUGUGAGUACUGGAACUGGUCGACAUAGGUAUGAGUGUGGUAUUCUCCCAUUCAUCUUAUUAAACAAAUUUUCCUCAAACAUAUCAGAAGAUCAGAGUUAUACUGGAUGCGCCGCAACAAGCCACCUCGCCUAUAGGUGUAUUGCAAAUACGGAUCCACACAGACUCAAAAGUUCCAUUACUGCUCCCUCUACGAGAGCCUUGAAUGUUGCAAAAGGUCACCAGGCCUUUAGAGGUAAGAAGGAAGUUCGUAAAGUUCCGCCCAAUCAAAUUGAUUCUUCCGACUAUUCCUCGAUCACUUGGCUGGACAGUUGUUCCGAGAAGAGGGAUUUAAUUGAACUUUGGCAGAAGACAAUUGCAGCCCUCUUUCUCACCUAUUGCCUUUGGAUUUCUGGUUAUCCAAUGGAUUGGAGCAAGAUAGAUAAAGAAGAGCCAAAGUUCGAAGGCAAGGGUUCGAGGCCUCUGUCAGUCAGUCAUGUAGCCGCUUGCAUGCUCUAUCAUCUUCAGGCGUCAACAGUUAACUGCCAAGACUAUUUUAUGCUUUCAACUCCUUCGCGUGAAGUGCCGCCAAAAACAUGCAGGUCUAUUGCAACUGCCAUCUAUCCCACCAUCUCCCUCAUCAACCACGCCUGCAAUCCUUCCGCGGUUCUUGUUAAUACAGCCCGAGGGGGCGCGUUUCUCUAUGCUUUGAGACCUAUCCUUGCGAAUGAAGAAAUAACCGUGUGCUACAAAUACUCCUACUUCUCAGCCCCAGAAUCAGCGCGCCGUUUCCUGCUGAAAUGUUACUUUCACUUUGACUGCAAUUGCGAGGCUUGUGCAAACAAGUGGUUCACAAGAAACCAAUUCGACUUGGGCACAUUAAAGUGUCGAGAGUGCAAGAAAGCAUUCAGUGUUGAUAAAGAGGAGUGUGGAAAAUGUCAUUCAAAAGAGACGGCUAUUGCAUUUAAGAAGUCAUUACUGCAACUCAUGGGAAGUAGGUUCUCCCUCACCCGUGGACUCAAAUGUCGUGAGAAGUGCACUUUAAUUUAUAAGGAGUUGCAAGAGGUACUUAGGUCCCAUGGUGCUUGCCAUGCCUACCUCCAAUCACUCUAUAGUUAUAUAAUCCUUUUAAAGUUUGGUAAUCUAUCUAUUGAACCAUUUGAACGAGUGAACUACUAA
Molecule: messenger RNA, 2169 nt
Organism: Rodentolepis nana
Lineage: Eukaryota; Metazoa; Platyhelminthes; Cestoda; Cyclophyllidea; Hymenolepididae
Source: the annotation of a GenBank genome assembly